Messenger RNA from Dioszegia hungarica, 2328 nucleotides. RefSeq names its product putative cytoplasm protein. Gene Ontology annotation, biological process: carbohydrate metabolic process. The transcript is spliced from 16 exons. Gene Ontology annotation, molecular function: beta-glucosidase activity. Bases 1 to 2328 code for a protein of 775 amino acids. The record is from RefSeq and is a predicted model, not a curated record. NCBI's taxonomy places the organism in Eukaryota, Fungi, Basidiomycota, Tremellomycetes, Tremellales, Bulleribasidiaceae.
AUGGCCAGCGCACUCGUCAACCCCGAUGCUGAGAGACCAGCAGGGCUGGACAUGUUCCGCCCUUCAGCCGAAAACGUCGCUGUCAAGGGAAGACACUUUGUGGACUCUCAUGGAAGAGUGUUGGAUCUGCGGGGGGCGAACGUGAGCAGCUCGAGCAAAGUACCGAGUAGACCUUGUCCGCCUUUCCACCUGAGCAAGAAUGCGAGUUAUGUGGGCAGACCCUUCCCUCUUGCCGAGGCGAGAGAGCACUGGCGCAGGCUUCGCUCAUGGGGCUUGACGUUCAUGCGGAUAACGGUCACCUGGGAAGCGCUCGAACAUGCUGGACCGGGACAGUAUGAUCAGGAGUACCUCGACUACCUCAAGGAGCUUCUUACUAUCAUGCACGAAGAAGGUGUCGCUGCUUACGUCGUGAUGCACCAGGACGUCUUCUCACGAUACUGUGGAGGGUCGGGCGCACCGGGUUGGGUAGUAGAAGCUGGCGGGUUCGACCUCGGCGAUGACGGAGACAAGCUCGCUUUGGCGGGUGCGGCGUUUCUUGAUGGUCUUCGGGGCGGAAGAUUACAGGGCGAGCGAGGGCUCUGGCCAACAGGGUACUCCAAGUUGGCGUGUGCAACCAUGAAUACUCUCUUCUGGGGCGGAGAGACUUUUGCGCCCGCCUUCAAAGUCAAGGAUAGGACUGGCAAAUCCGUCAACAUCCAGACGUACCUUCAAGACGCUUUCUUUGGCGCGGUCGAUAAGCUCGUCGAGGCCGUAGGCGACCUGCCUGGUGUGCUCGGUUUUGAGCUCAUGAACGAGCCUCACCCGGGUUUCAUUGGACUCGAGACCGUCCACGCCUGGAACUACAAUACCGAUCUUCACCUCGGUCAAUUCCCCUCUCCGCUCCAAUCCUUCAGUAUGGGCGCCGGCCAUCCCACCCCCAACGUCCCCAUCUACACCCGCUCGUUCCCUUUCCCCACUCGUCACUCUUCAUCCGUCAUUGGCAAUCCCACCUCCGCUGUCGUUUGGCGCGCCGACGGACCCACCAAGGGCUCAUGUCCCUUCGAAAAGGAAGGCGUGUGGCGGUGGUCCGAGCAGAAAAAGACCGCGGUGGCGUUACAGGAGGAUUACUUCUCAAAAGACAGGAAAGGGCGGAAGGUGGACUUUUACCAGGACUUCUACUUCCCUUUCGUGAGCAAGUGGGAGGAGGUGCUUGAGAGGAGGCAAGGGAAGGGGAGGGGGAUGCGGCUGGUAGAGGCUGUACCGAACGAGUAUUGUCCUGAUUGGCCGGUCGAGGCCAGACCGAGUAACUUUGUGUAUGCCCCACAUUGGUAUGACCUCAACUCGAUGUUCAAGAAGAAGUUUGGAUUCAUGACAGUCAAUGUCCAGGGUCUAUCAAGGGGCAUGUUCAUCCUCAAUGCGCUAUACUUUGGUCGGGACGGCGUCAUGAAAAACUAUGCUCUUCAAAUCAAGACGCUGGUUGACAAGGCUCGGGAGAAGCUGGGAGAGGUACCCGUCGUAUUCGGAGAGUGCGGGAUACCGAUGGAUCUCAACAACGAGGAGGCAUUCCGGACUGGCGAUUUCUGGGCGCAGGAGCGGAUGAUGGACAGUCUGUUGUCUGCGCUGGAAGCGAGCCUGGCGUCAUUCAAUCUCUGGUCUUAUAAUCCGGUGAACAAUGACGAUAUUGGCUGUGAUUGGAACGCCGAACACUUCUCUUGGUAUUCGAACGAGAGGCGGGAUCAGGAGGUCGCGCAAAAGCCUACCAGUGCAGGGGAGAAAGGCGAGGUUCUGGACCUGGACGCCGGGUCUAGGCUGUUAAACGUCAUUGUGCGCCCCUACGCCAUCGUCACCGCCGGCGUCCCCAUGUCCCUCGUUUACUCCACUCAGACCAGCGAAUUCUCAUACCGCUUCCGCUCGCCCCACACGCCGGCCUCCCCUUCCGCCGCCACAUCCACCACCCCUCCUCCCAUCUCGGAACUCACCGAGCUCUUCCUCCCACGCCGCAUCUACCCAUCUCACCUCACCAAGUACAUUCUCUCCCCUGGCGGCCGGAUCUACUUUGACUGGCCUAACCAACGCGCCUUCAUCUGGUUCGUCGAUCCCGAGCACUCGUCCGACCCCCGACUGGCCAAGCUGUCCAAGUCUGCCCGGACGAGGCGGGUAGAUAUCUGGGUCGGCACCAAGAAGGUCGAGGCAUGGAAGUGGUGGCAGGUACUGGCGAUAUUGGUGGCUGUCUUGGCUGUCAUUGCGGGCGUGACGGCGCUGCAGCUUGCCGACUGGGAGAAGGAGAGAAAGAUGGGAUUGAAGCCGUGGGCGGGGGUCAGUAUCUGGAAGGCGAAGUGGCUUGACUAG